This is a messenger RNA of Myotis daubentonii (Daubenton's bat), 2177 nucleotides long. It is a transcript of the gene CSKMT, whose product is annotated as citrate synthase lysine methyltransferase. NCBI's taxonomy places the organism in Eukaryota, Metazoa, Chordata, Mammalia, Chiroptera, Vespertilionidae. The record is from RefSeq and is a predicted model, not a curated record. Gene Ontology annotation, molecular function: S-adenosylmethionine-dependent methyltransferase activity.
UAAGGGAGCUCAGGGGGCUCCCCCGCCUUUCCGGGUCGGCUACGGAGUGAGUGCUGCCUCUUUUCGGGGGGUUUCUGGGGCGCGCGGGGGUUCUGGGCUGGGCUUGCGGACCCUCCUUUUCUUGGCGGGGUUCGGGCGUGCGGUCCCGGUCCCCGUAAUGUACGGAGGCAGAGGGAGAGGGCUCCGGCCCCCUCGGCGUCAUGUCUUCGGUGCCGACGGUUGCCAGUCCGCCGGUUCUAUCCUCAAGCGCCGGGACACGGGUCUCCGAGAAGCUGGGCGGAACCGAAGUUCCGCGGGCUCCCCCCCGGGGUGCUCAUGCCGCCUCCUCUUGUUUCAGGUCUGAAGCCGCCACAGGAUCCGGAGCUGUCGUAGCCCCUCCCUUUCCACUUCCCGUUGCAACCAAUAAAGGCCAAGGCCGUUGGUACCGUUUUAGGCUUCUGCGGGGCGUUCGGGCGACACUGCAGCAUUUCUGGAUGGCGGCGCUGCGACGAACCCUCCAGGUGGCCAGCCGGGCUGCGGGGACACGCCGCGCCUUGGCGGGCUCCCUGGCCGGUAGCUGCCUGGCGGACCGCCGCCUCUGGGACAAGCUCCACGCCCAGCCGCGGCCGGGCAGAGUCCCCACCUUCGACUGGUUCUUUGGUUAUGAGGAAGCCCAGGGCCUCCUCCUGCCGCUGCUGCAGGGAGCCCAGGCUGCCCGCCCACUGCGGGUGCUAGACGUGGGCUGUGGGACCUCCAGCCUGAGUGUGGGCCUCUAUGCCAAGUGCCCGCACCCAGUGGACGUGCUGGGGGUGGACUUCUCUUCCGUGGCCGUGGCCCACAUGAACAACAUCCUGGGAGGUGGCCAAGGCCAGACACCCCUGCGCCCUGGGCACCCUGCCUCCCGCCUCCGCUUCAUGCAGGCUGAUGCCCAGAACCUGGAGCCACUGGCUUCCGGCUCCUUCCAGCUCGUGCUGGACAAGGGCACCUGGGAUGCUGUUGCCCGAGGUGGUCUGGCUGGGGCUGACCAGCUGCUGUCCGAAUGCCUGAGGGUCCUCAGCCCCCAGGGGACCCUGAUUCAGUUCUCAGAUGAGGACCCUGAUGUGCGGCUUCCCUGCCUGGAGCAGGGAUCCCCAGGGUGGCGUGUGACUGUGCAGGAGAUGGGCCCUUUCAGGGGCACCACCUACUUCGCUUACCUGGUUCAAGGCUCUUCUCAUUAAAGACAGACUUGACCCUAGCGUUUUUGCUGGGUGAGGAGAGAUGGAGAGAGCUUUGCCUUUGCAAGAUGGCUGGAGAAUGAGGGUGUUAGUCCUGGCUUCCAUGGUUACUAACUAGGUGCCCACAGCAUUGACUGCCUGUUUACUCACCAGCAAGGUAGGAAUAAUACCUGGAUUUGUGGGUAUUGCAUACAUUGAUAGCUGAAACAUUUAGCAAGGCCCAUAGAGAAGAUAUAAGUGGAUUAUUCCCCACCCCCAACUAACAGGAACUUCUAAAAGCAGCAGAUAAGAAUUCUAUCCAAAUCCCAGCAUAGACUGAUGUGUGACCUGGUGGCCUAACCUCUAAGCCGGUGGUCGGCAAGCUUGCGAGCCACAUGCGGCUCUUUGGCCCCUUGAGUGUGGCUCUUCCUAAGCCUUAGGAGGACCCUAAUUAAGUUAAUAACAAUGUGCCGACCUAUAUAGUUUAAGUUUAAAAAAUGUGGCUCUCAAAAGACAUUUCAGUCGUUGUACUGUUGAUAUUUGGCUCUGUGGGCUAAUGAGUUUGCCGCCCACUGCUCUAAGCUCAUUUUUCUCACCUGUAGAAGGGAAAGAUUGUGAAAGGACGGGCAGAAGGGCUCCAUAGACAAACCAAGUGAAAUGUUGAGAACAAACAGUACCCUGGGCGGCCGGAGAUGGUGGCUUCUGCAGACUCGAAGCCUGUUGGAUCCCAGAGAGGACUGGGAUUGGGAGCUUCCUGGUACACUGUCCUCCGGAACCCAGCAGGCAUCUUGCUCUCUCUGUUCCUGCCCUGAGCUGAGUUCUGGAUUAAAGGUUGUCAUGAGAGAUCUGGGGCCAGGGGCUAAAUGUCCAGUCUGGGUUGGGGGAGGGGAGCUAAGAGCCCAUUAGCAGUGAGAAAUGUUCCUGAUAUGUUGACCUUAAAAACAAAUGAACUUGUGAUCUUUUUUCACUUCAGGUCAAAUAAAUGUUUUGCUUUUUACUAAAAAA